This is a messenger RNA of Camelus dromedarius (Arabian camel), 1710 nucleotides long. RefSeq names its product splicing factor 3a subunit 2 (gene SF3A2). Gene Ontology annotation, molecular function: zinc ion binding; nucleic acid binding. Lineage: Eukaryota; Metazoa; Chordata; Mammalia; Artiodactyla; Camelidae. Gene Ontology annotation, biological process: spliceosomal complex assembly. Bases 157 to 1593 code for a protein of 478 amino acids. The record is from RefSeq and is a predicted model, not a curated record. Gene Ontology annotation, cellular component: U2-type prespliceosome; catalytic step 2 spliceosome; nucleus. The transcript is spliced from 9 exons.
CACGGAAAUCCCCGCCCCGCCUGCCCUCGGAAGUGCUUUCUUAGCCACUGGCGCGCUUGCGCAAGACGAGGUCUUCGUGGCGGCGGUGGCGGCUGAAUAGGCUACGGCCGUGCUUUGGUUUCUCCCCUGGUCUGAUACAGCCCCAGGGCCUUGACCAUGGACUUCCAACAUCGCCCCGGAGGCAAGACCGGGAGUGGGGGCGUGGCCUCCUCCUCUGAGAGCAACCGGGACCGCAGGGAGCGCCUUCGGCAGCUGGCCCUGGAGACCAUUGACAUCAACAAGGACCCUUACUUCAUGAAAAACCACCUGGGCUCGUAUGAGUGCAAGUUGUGCCUGACACUGCACAACAAUGAGGGGAGUUACCUGGCACACACCCAGGGGAAGAAGCAUCAGACCAACUUGGCCCGGCGAGCGGCCAAGGAGGCCAAGGAGGCCCCUGCCCAGCCAGCGCCAGAGAAGGUCAAGGUGGAGGUGAAGAAGUUCGUGAAGAUCGGCCGCCCAGGCUACAAAGUGACCAAGCAGAGGGACACGGAGGUGGGCCAGCAGAGCCUCCUCUUCCAGAUCGACUACCCCGAGAUCGCCGAGGGCAUCAUGCCACGCCACCGCUUCAUGUCCGCCUACGAGCAGAGGAUCGAGCCACCGGACCGGCGCUGGCAAUACCUGCUCAUGGCCGCUGAGCCCUACGAGACCAUCGCCUUCAAGGUGCCGAGCAGGGAGAUUGACAAGGCUGAAGGCAAGUUUUGGACUCACUGGAACCGGGAAACCAAACAGUUUUUCCUCCAGUUCCACUUUAAGAUGGAGAAGCCGCCGGCCCCACCGAGCCUCCCCGCCGGGCCUCCAGGGGUGAAACGGCCCCCACCCCCACUGAUGAAUGGCCUGCCUCCUCGGCCGCCACUGCCUGAGUCUUUGCCACCGCCCCCGCCGGGAGGCCUACCCCUGCCGCCCAUGCCACCCAGCGGGCCUGCACCCUCAGGGCCCCCAGGCCCUCCCCAGCUGCCCCCACCAGCUCCCGGUGUCCAUCCCCCAGCACCAGUAGUCCAUCCUCCAACAUCUGGGGUGCAUCCCCCAGCUCCUGGGGUCCACCCACCAGCACCAGUGGUCCACCCACCAGCAUCUGGGGUUCACCCCCCUGCUCCUGGAGUCCACCCUCCAGCCCCGGGAGUCCAUCCUCCAGCGCCAGGAGUCCACCCUCCAGCACCAGGGGUCCAUCCUCCCCCAUCUGCUGGGGUUCACCCCCAGGCCCCAGGGGUGCACCCACCAGCUCCUGCAGUUCACCCCCAGGCCCCGGGGGUCCAUCCACCAGCUCCUGCAGUUCACCCCCAGGCCCCGGGGGUCCAUCCACCAGCUCCUGGGGUCCACCCAGCAGCCCCUGGGAUCCACCCCCAGCCUCCUGGAGUCCACCCCCCACCUCCUGGGGUCCACCCAUCAGCUCCUGGGGUCCAUCCUCCGGCUCCUGGGGUCCAUCCCCAGCCUCCUGGAGUUCACCCCUCCAAUCCUGGGGUUCAUCCCCCGACUCCCAUGCCCCCGAUGCUGAGGCCCCCACUGCCCUCCGAAGGGCCUGGGAACAUUCCUCCCCCUCCCCCAACCAACUGAAAAGCUGCCCCUGUCCUAGCAAGUCUGCUUUUGUUUUCCUGUGCUUCCCCCCGGAGUGCAGUUGGGUGCUUUUGUACAGGGCUGGGCCCCCAGAGCCCAUUAAAGAGUCCGUGCCGA